UGAAAAUUCGUGCCGUCAACUCUCGAAAUAUCUUCAACAUGCCCUGCUUGAGCAGUUCAAUGGCCGAUUGACGAUGACAGCGAUGGAGAACGAGUUUGAGUGGCUUGCGGACCUCUCCAAAUGGCAGUGCUUCACCACGUGCGAGCUGUCGCACCCCGCCAAGUCGCUCGACUUUGGCAGCGAUGGCUUCACCGCGUCACUGACUGACUGGCACGAGCUGCUGCAACUCACGCGCCCAGACGCGACGUGCGGUGUCGUGAGCCUGAGAGGGCGUUUCCCUGAUAAGGCUGCUUCCAUCCUCUCGCGUGCCCAGCGCCGCGACGACAGCGGUAGUAAGGGCACCUUUGGCACCAACCUCCUCCCGCCGGACCCGGCCUUCCCGGACGUCGAGCUCGGUGAGCGUAAAGCGCAGGGCUGGGUCAACUUCCGCUGGCCCUACACCCAGUACGAGCUCCUGCGAAGAGACCGCGUCACCGGCGACAUCAUCGACACGGGCAGCUUUGAGGCCAUCUCCUUCGUGAGCAGGGGCACCCUCUUCCAGAUCAACCGCCUCAAGUGGAGCCAUGGUAGUUCACUCAAUGAGUACGACCAUUAUGCUAGCACUUAUGGCAAAAAGGAUGACGACGCCCGCGACGUUGCAACCGCAAGAUUCAGAGUCGGCGGCUAUGUAAGAUUCGCCUGUCCGUGUUCCAGUAAAGACGGAAUCCCCGAACCGGAUGCCUUCACCGUCGAAACUCGCGGCUCCCUUCUCUGCUGUACAAGCGCAAAGUACCAGACGAGAGUCGAGGUUGGGCUUACUGAGAAUGGCGUGCCUCAGCGGCUGACGCCACGCCAGAUAUCGGAUGGCUCCAGUGAGCAGCAGUGGAUCGACCUGUCGUCUGAACACAGGGUUCAGAUCCCCGCGGGCGAGGCUGCAUAUCUCGUCUCGACGUAUGCGCUGCGGAACGACGCGGAGGACGAUGGGAGGGAGUGCAGCGCUGAACUGCCCGACGUUCUGCUCGAUUACCUAGGCGUGAGUCGCGACUCGGUAAAUAUGACGGAUCGCCUGUGGACCGCGCUUUGCGCCACCAACUACGAAGCAGUAGAGGCCGUCGAGUUUUGCAUCGUGGGCAGAUGCGUUGAGCAGGUCCUCGGCGUAACCUCCAUUCCAGCCUGGCAACCCCCGUUAAGUAAUCACUCGCAAGAAGGACGCGAACAACCCUCCCGGAUGCCUGAGAGAGCGCUGAUAGCGAACAUAAUGAACUUUCAAUAUGUUGAUGUCCAAAGCGCAUUCUACCAAAUCCGUCUUCUGGCCAAGAUACACAGCUUCAUUGAGACGCGGAAAUUUGAACGAGACUUCCUUCAGCAGUUCCGAAGCCUAGACGACAUACGAGAUGCCUACCUUGUACGGUUGCGAGAGGCGAUCCGCUCGACCCUAGCCUGGCUGUUCGCGACAGACCUCAAGCCCGGGCGGCUGCUUCUUGCUGUGCACAGCGAGCCGACGGAGACCAACGCGCACGGUGAGCCAGCCAACUCUGCCAACGCCGCCAGGAUGGAGAAGUGCAUCCCCAGCAGAGAAGCAUUGAACUCGCGGGACACGUCGUACAACCGUGGCUGCUAUGCGACCAUGGCGGCGUGGUAUGCGACCAAGAUGUGCCCCGAGGCCAUCACGCCGCAGCUCGUCGACGAGAUCCUCUUUCCCAAGCUGCCGGUCGCGUACCAGCUUGGUGUGGACCGUGCAAACCGCGACAAGCAGCCAACCUCCAAGAGCAACGUGCUGCAAUGGCUCCACUUCAGCUGCAUUCUGCUUCUUUGCGACGAGCUCGGGUGGGACGAGAACGCCCACCGCCGCCAGCCCCCCCAGCCGCACUCCUCCCGGGAGGAUGAGACGUACCCAGAGAUGAGGUUGCCGGACGUUGAGGAGACGCAACAACGGUUCGAGAAGCAGGUGUCGCGGCUCAAGACGAGCCAGGCUGAUGGGUGGGGGAUGGAGCACGAGGAGUUGGACCGCGUGCUGAUGCUGGCCGAGGAGAUGGGACUGGACCGGCUACAGAGCAUGGGAAACAAGUCGUACAGUCUGGCCGUGUCGCGGGCUCGCCAAACUCGCCGCCGUAUUAUCGACCGCAAGCGCACCACAAAGUUCAACACCGGGCCGACGAAGAACUGGAUGACUGCACGGGAACUCAGCAACGGCCCCUGGGAGCUGCUCUGCACUAACCACGAGGCCUACCUGCGAGUCACCGACGAGGCCAACGUGAUACCUGCUCGCGAUCGCCUGUUUGAGUUUCUGCUGUCCGACUAUUCCUUUAUGGCGUCGUGGGACAGGGCCGAUGCAAAUAUGGUCGGAAGGUGGUGGGACAUGCAGCCCGUGGCCAUGAUCUGCGGAACGCUGUUAGACCUGAAGAUCGAAGGUCAGUCCUUGAACACCAGUCCUUGAACACCUUUUUGUUCGGCUGAAAGAACUGGCUGCUAACGCCGUCGAAAGGCAAACUGCAGGCCGCCAAGAGCAAAACGCCGCCUGCGAAAGACGAGCCUCCAGUCGACGGAAUGGCCCAGUCAAUACCAAACCUGAGGGCCGACACAAUGAACCUCGACGGGACUAGCGGUGUCGUCGCGCGACUCGAUGUCAAUCAAGCAGCCCUGGUCACGGCGCUGGUUCAGCAGCUGAGGCAGUCGAUGGAGGAGUCCAUGAGAACACAGAUCCACGAGAUGCGCCAGCUGCUCGGCCCAGAUAGCGACAGGGCAGAGUCGGUCAAGGCGUUCGAGUGGGUGACACAGAAGCC
Lasiosphaeria miniovina is the source of this 2762-nucleotide messenger RNA. RefSeq lists its product as uncharacterized. The record is from RefSeq and is a predicted model, not a curated record. Lineage: Eukaryota; Fungi; Ascomycota; Sordariomycetes; Sordariales; Lasiosphaeriaceae. The coding region runs from base 74 to 2416 and encodes 780 amino acids. The transcript is spliced from 3 exons.